Durusdinium trenchii is the source of this 3351-nucleotide messenger RNA. The record is from the annotation of a GenBank genome assembly. Lineage: Eukaryota; Dinophyceae; Suessiales; Symbiodiniaceae.
AUGUUGCAUUCUCUGUGGCUCGUGCUCGCGAGUUGCCUCCUAGUUGCCUACUGUGCGAAGCGGCGUGACGACAACGAAACGCUUUUCCUGUCACUCCUCGAAUUGGGUGUGAAAGAAGAUGACGCGGCCCGGAUGGCCCAGGAGCCUUGCCAGUCCAAGGGGUUCUUUUGUGAUGAAGAGGAGAUCGUUGGGCUGGUGAUGACCGGUUGGAAACUGGGGGGUCGAAUUCCUAAAGGAUUGAGACACCUGUCGAGAUUGGAAGGCAUUUUCCUGGAGCGGAAUCAUCUCCAGGGCGGAAUCCCCGCAGAGCUGAGCGAAUUGAUGUUCCUGCGCUUCCUGAUCUUGUCCGAAAACCAGCUGUCUGGGGCCAUCCCCACAGAGCUUCAAGCUUUGAAGAAUCUGCGCAAGCUCGACCUCUUCAAGAACCAGCUGACGGGUCCCAUCCCACCCGAACUUGGCACUUUGUCGGAGCUUCAAGUCUGCAUGCUGUCGGAGAACCAGCUGACCGGCACCAUUCCCAAGGAGUUUUGCCAGCUUCAUGGCUUGCACACGCUUGACCUUUCUCAGAACCCGCUCAGUGGAGAGAUUCCCAAGGAGCUUGGGAAGCUCGAGGCGAUGGAAAGGCUUUACAUUUCUGGAACUCACAUUUCUGGCCCAAUCCCGAGAGAGCUAAGCCAGAUGCACUCUUUGAUCUAUCUUUUUCUGCCUGACAAUGACCUCGAGGGCCCGAUGCCCGGGGAGUUAGGCCGACUGCAGCUGCUUCAAGAGCUGCAUUUGUCACAGAAUCGACUUUCGGGCGCAAUCCCCAAAGAGCUUGGGCAGAUGGAAACUCUACAAAAGCUGGAGCUGUCGGCGAAUCAGUUGGAGGGCGAAAUCCCUAAAGAGCUGGGCCAGUUGAAGAGCUUGCGAAUGCUGAGCCUUGCCCAGAAUCGGCUCCAGGGACGAAUUCCACAAGAGUUGGAGCAGCUUCGCUUUUUGCAAGAGCUCAUCCUUUCAAAGAACGAGCUUCAAGGAAGCAGCGAAGAGAUUGCGUCCAUCUUGCAGUCCAUGCGUCUAGAGGUCCUGGAUCUCGGCCAUAACUCUUUCGCUGGAGAGCUGAACGAAUGGAGAGCUGAAGUCGUUCAAGAGCUCCAACUCUUAGAUUUGAGCCAUAACAAGUUUUUCGGAAACCUCUCCAGAUUUGUCGAGAUCUUUUGCAGCCUAAGCCCACCUGGUGGCUCCCUGCUCGAACUUCGCCUCAACCACAAUCGCUUCACAGGUGAAAUGCCACCAUGCUUGAUGCAAUUCAGCAACUUGAACUUUCUCGCGCUGAACAACAAUCGUUUGCGUGGCUCACUUCCUCCAAUCCAUGCUUCUGAGCUUGUGGUACUGGCCUUGCACAAGAACAAGUUGUCAGGAGUGCUUCCAGAGAGUUUGCAUCAUCUCAAGCGCCUUGGCGUGCUCACGCUCCACGAGAACUCCAUUGGGGGUCCCAUCUCAGGACUUAAUUUGAGCACCGCAUGUAUGGACAACUCCAAAUUCCGGAUUGAAGGGAUGGGUUGUGUAAGGCUGAGAGCACUGGUGGAGGAGAAGGGCUUGAAGCUGCAUCAUAUUGAUCCACAUGACCCCGUUCAUCAGCUCAAGCAGAUCUAUGCCAACUGUCCCACUUUGAUGGGUUGCGACCGAGCUGGUACCGCCAACCUGACCUUGCACAGGAACCGUUUCUCCUGUGCUGUUCCAAAGAGUCUGGGUUCCAGCAAGAUCUCUGGCUUGGUCAUCAUGGGUAACAUGCUGGGCUCUGGCAGAGAGCUGAAUUUCUCUUGGAUACGCCCCGAGGAGAAACAGUCCUUCCUUUACUAUUCCAAAGAGGUUUGGACGUCCAACCAAGUGGUCAUCGCUGGAUUUGUGCUUUUAUUCUUCUUUGGUGCGUUGUGUUACCAGCCACGGCAAAGGCUUGAGGCAAGCUCCCCUCAUUUGAACUUUGGCACAGGUGCCCGAGUUGCUUCCGCCAACUUGGGUGUGUUGAAAAGCGCUCGUAUCACCACUCUGCUGGCUCUCCCACUGCUUUUAUUAUUCUGGGCGAGUGGCAACUACUACGAGUGCAGCCCACUUUUGUGGCAAAGCACUGCGGCCAACUCUUCAGUCGAGCCUUUGGCCGGGCUGGGUGUGAUCAGCUGUUGGUGUACAAUGCUCUUCCUCUUCCGGACGCUCUUCGCCAGCAUGCCCAUGCGUCAGAAAGAGAGGCAACGGAGAUCCACCCGCCACGGAUGUGUGUGGAGAAUUCGUCGACUUUUGGCCUGGGGUUGUUGGGUGUGCAUUGUGACGGCUCUUUCCUUGCCAUCCAUUCUCUUUUCAUGUGCCCAGUCCUUGCCCGGAAAUGGACACAGGGACACAUCAGGCAGUGAUUUCAUGUUCAAACUUGUGUAUCAUGCUACACCGCUCUUGAUUGUUGUGAUCGAUGUGGUCUUGGCAGCAAAGCUCUCGACCAAGUACUGCGAUUUCUCUGGAAUAAAAGCAGACAGAUUGUUGAUGACUUUUCGUUUGUUUGCCGCGUGGCUCCUGCCGUUGCUCAUCACGGUGGUGCUGGAUGAAAACUGCCUUUCGGUCUGGAAGAUGACUUGGUCUGUUUGCCAACCAGGAUCCCCAGAGCACAAGUACUUCGAUUGGAAUAUCUAUGAGGAAGAAAUCCUUGACACUGACAGGGACAUCUGCACCUUGAGCCAAUCUUGGUGGUCUGAUGGCCGCUGCAGCCGUGCCAUUGUAGGGAAUUUAACCUCCUUGCUGCUACAAAAACUGCUUGUACGUAGCACACUGUACCCAUUGGCCUUGUGGCUGACGUGGCAAGGUUCACGCUUAGAGGAAGCAGGAACCGAAUGCCAUUCUGGACGUCAUCUGAAGCUGUUUGGGUUUAACACUACGAACGCUUUGGCACCAUUGCAGCAGAUGUCCUUUCUAACCACGCAGUUUGAACUCUUAGCUUUUUGGACCCCCUUGGUGCCCCUACUAAGCUUCGGCGUCCUGGGUGUGGCCUCCGCGAACCUGUUGAUUUUGGAUUUGGCACUCUGGAGCUUCAGGAUCCAGCUCCCUUCCAACGAAGUAAACCAGCUGGCAGCCUUGUCCAGGUCAUACUUGAGUUUUGCACAUAGUGCUGGCUGUUGCUUCCAGCUCUGGCAUGCUUUUGGUUCCCAAAUGUAUGGACGCUACAUCUUGCUGAUCUUCAGCAUUGCAGUGAUGAACCCCUGGGCGACACGAUUCUUGCCCUUAAAAGCGGCUAGGCGCUAUUUCUGGGCAGAGGUGGAGAAAGCCAGCCAGACGGAGUUCAUUGAGAUGGCUGUGCAGAUGGAUGAACCAGCUGGCUCGGUCCACUUUUAG